UUUAGUUUUAUUGCGAACGUCACACACAGCGGAUGCGUCGAUCUGCAAAACGGUCGAAGACAACGAAGAGCUAUCGGAACUGAUAAUUCAUUCCGCGUUUAUCAUUCGUACAAAUUUCUCACUUUUUACAAAUGACUGAAACAGUCUCGUUGCACAUUUCUACGCGAGUGCUUCAGUUUUGUGGAGAACAUUCAAUCGAAUAUUACGUUUGAAUGUUUAUUCGGUUGUCAUCUGAAUUACACUGUGUAUCAUUAAUUGUUUAAGUGAUAGGCAUUGUUAAAGAAGAAUAAAUUGGAUGUUAUGAGUUUCAAGGUGUUUCUAGAGGAAAAAAAAAUAGAAAACCAAAUAGAAGAAAAGAAAAGUAGCAUUUUGACGAAAAUUGUGAAUUAAAAGUAACGAAAGAAGCAAAAAUACAAGUAAACAUGACUGCAUUCCGUGUUAUAUUCAAUUUUAUUUCUGUGAUAUUAGUGUUAUUUUGUGUGCACAAUGGCGAUACGUUCAAUUUAUCGCCCAAACCAAAUAUCGUCUUCCGCGAGCCGAAGCCAACGGGCGUUGGAAUGCCAAAAAUGCGUAGCUCAUAUUUUGGAUUUAGCUUAAACCUCAAGCAAAACAGUGUUCUGAUCGGAGCUCCACGAGCCCAGUCAACGUUAGAGGUACAGCGAAAAAUCAAUGAAACUGGUGCCAUUUAUAAAUGCGGUUUCGAUAAAUUAACGGCCUGUUCACCGUUUGUAUUCGAUCGGUGGGGAAAUGUUCAUGAAGACUACAACCAAUACACGUACAAUAAUGAAAAGAAAGACUAUCAAUGGCUGGGUGCGUCUAUGGACGGUAGUGCCAGUGAUAGCGAUAAGUUUGUGGUGUGUGCACCACGUCUCAUUUCCGAUGUGACGAAUCAUUACUUGAUGCACGGUGUUUGUUACUGGACAACAAAUACGACAUCGGCCCGACCAGCGAAUGUGCAAAAGAUAGCCCCGCUUCGUUUCAAAGACAAACAACACAGUGUAAUUGAUCAAGAACGGUACUUUUAUUACAUGUACGGCGAACAGGGGCUGAGUGUGCAUAUCACUGAAAAUAAUGAAGAGAUACUGAUUGGAGCUCCGGGAAUUUUUACAUGGAAAGGUAGUGUGAUACGUCACAAAGCAAAGCCAUUGGUCGAUUUGGGCGGAUUGAGUCGCAGAAAUGAAGAUGCGUCAUCAUUCUCACGGCAGAGAAUUACAUCAGAAAUGGUCGAAUACAGCAGUGACAUACCGAAUCCAAUGUUUUGGAAUCAAGACGACAAUUCCUAUUUUGGGUUUGCCGUGUCAUCCGGAUAUUUUGAUGGAAUCGGAAAAACGAAAUUACUUUAUGUGGCAAGUGCACCACAGGCUAAUUUACAACAAGGUGCUGUUUACAUUUUUGACAUCAUCGACCAUUAUUCAGCAUCCGACAAAACAAUCAAGAUUUAUCACACGUUCCCCGGUCAACAGUUGGGUGAAUACUUUGGAUAUAGUCUGCUGACGGAAGAUUUCGAUAAUGAUGGUCUCACCGAUGUUGCCAUUGGAGCGCCGUACAAUUCGAAGGGUGGAGACUAUGAGAAUGGCGCCGUUUACAUCUACAAAAACGAAGGCACGUCAUCAAACUUCGUGUUGCAGGCGGUUCUGAGAACGGAUUAUGAGCUUAGCGGUCGAUUCGGAACGACCAUUUCCAAAGUUGGAGAUAUCAAUCAAGACGGUUAUAAUGACCUAGUAGUUGCAGCUCCAUUCGAAGGAAACGGAGUCGUUUACAUUUAUCAUGGCAGUGCAAAUGGUCUUCCAACCAAAUAUAGUCAGAGGAUCGUUGCUCCACGCAGUAGCUUAACGUCGAACCAAAUGUUUGGACAUGGAUUAUCGAAAGGAGCCGACAUUGAUGGCAAUCAAUAUUUGGACGUUGCAAUUGGCGCACCCGAAGCCGAAAGUGUUUACAUUUACAAAUCUUAUCCAGUGAUAAAAAUCAACGCCUCAAUUACUCCAUUCAGUCAGGAGAUUCAAACCACCGACAAAUCCUUCAAAUUCAACGUCUGUUGGCUGUACGAAUCCACAUUUCCGAUAAACUUCGAGGUGAAUUUCAAUGCCACCGUUAAGCUUGAUGGACAAUUGGGCCGCGCAACUUUUCAAGAUAGAACAAAUGAAUACAAUAUCCAUGGCAAAAUUACGCCUGAAGAGCAAUGCAUACUACUUGAGGCUUUUGUUACGUUUUCCAUUGCUGACAUUUUUCGCCCGAUUGAAAUCGAAAUGACCCACCACGUGCUCAAUGGCAUCCCAAACGAUAGCAAGAAUGAUGAAAGUGAAACACAAGAGUUCUGUAGCACAUGUGUUGCUGUCAAUCCGAGCGACUCGAAAAAUAUCAAAAACAAAAUUGUAUUCAGCACUGGUUGCAAGAGCGCUCGUUGCAUUGCCGACCUAAAAGUAACCAGCUCAUUAGAAAAUGUUCCGAGACUGCCAUAUAUUUUGGGAAGCAGCUCGUCAAUCAUCAUUGCAUACAAUAUCGAAAACAGCGGUGAAACGGCAUAUUUAGCUCAAAUUCGUGUCACAUUACCCGAUUCAGUCCUGUUUACAAAAACUCCAUCGAAUUGUAAACUUGAUGAAACGGCUCCGAAUUCCAAUAUCAUGGAAUGUGAUUUGAAUAGCGGUACACCGAUGUUCAAGGGUGAUAAGACAUCAAUCAAAAUAAGUGUCGACACAACUAGGCUCGAUAGCACCGAAUUGGUUGUGAAAGCAAAAGUGUUCAGUACUGGAGAUGAACUGAAUGAUCUUGAUAAUGUGGUCGAUGAUGUCAUCGCCUUGAAAGAGUUUAGCAACAUUGAGGUUUUUGGCGAUUCAAUCAAAAGCCGACUAACGUUGCAAAGCGAAGUGGAAAAGGAGAAUUUAACGCAUAUUUUCGAGAUUCGUAACAAUGGGCCAAGUAACAUCAAAUCACUGGAUAUUUUGGUAUCUUUGCCGUUGUCGUAUAUCAAUCCAUGGACACUCGAGAGAGAAAGACUGGUAGAUAUCAACAGUGUGUCGAUAAAAUCGAUGUUCAACGGUCAACUAUUCGAUGUAGAAUGGACACAAAAUAACACCAUUUUAAUAUUGGAUUCGAUUGAAUCGUCAACCGGAACGUCAAAUGCUCCAGUUGAGGAUUACAAUGGAAUGCAAUUUGAUGCAUCGAAAAUUGGACUGGAGUAUGAUUUCAGUGGCGGUCAAUCAUCUAGUGGAGAUGCUUCAGUUGGUGAUUUUAUUAGCGAUCGAAAACGUCGAGCAGUUGGAAAUAUGCGCAACGCAUACUUCAAUCCGUACUCACAAAGAGUCGUCGAAAUGGAUCAAACGGCGAGCUCAUGGAAUCAAGUGGAUGCAGUGGACAGUCGCCAUAAAAGAGACAUUUUCAGUACAAAUGAUCGUAUCCUUGCCAAUUUGCCACAGAAUCGCACUAUCUAUUUCGAUUGCAAGAAUGCGGAGCAAGAACUGUGUCUACAGGGAAAAUUCACGGUGCCAAAUGUCAAAGCCGGCGAUUUGCCUGUGCUGAUUACAUUAAACUUUACAAUUGAUCUGAAAAAAGUGGCAAAAGUCAUGACUGAAAAACGAGACGUACUUGUUGUUCGUACAAGUGUCGAGCUAAUGAAAACAUCCGAUGAGGAUACAUCUUCGAUUAGUGUCAUUCAAAAUCAACCAUUUACCAUCAUUUCAAAAUAUGUGAUCAACACAACACCGCUAUGGGUUUAUGUCGUUUCGAUUAUUGUCGGUAUUUUGUCAUUGAUUCUCAUCUCAUACGCACUCUAUCGGUUUGGAUUCUUUAAGCGCGGGAAGCGAGAGGAAUUGGUGCAAUUAAAACGCCAGAGUCAAGCACAAUCCUAUUACCCACCAGAUGACGACCAAUUCUAAUGAACGUGUUUUUUGCUAUGCAAUUUAUUGAGAAAAAAAAGUUCCUUCCCCGUGUCAGUUCAAAAAUCCCAAAGCGACGAGUCAAUACAUAGUUUAUAUUUAAUCUGAAACAUUGUGAUUAUAAUCGAGUUAGUUUAGUUGUACUUAUUGCCAUUAGUACCUAGCCUUUCUUACCAGUUGUAAGUGCUCAACUGAUCGCUCACAUCGAACAUUGUUUUUUCUAUUUAUUUCGUAUUGAAAAUCAUUCUAACAUAUGAAAUCGAGAACUUCUAAAAACAAAAAAAAAUAUUGUUAAACAUAAAUUUAGUUGUUAUUUAUAACAAAUACCAUAAUAAUUUAUACUAAGACUGUAAUCACUCUUUAUGCAGUAGUAAUUAAAACAAUGAUUAUUAUACAAGUGUA
Molecule: messenger RNA, 4274 nt
Organism: Sitodiplosis mosellana (orange wheat blossom midge)
Lineage: Eukaryota; Metazoa; Arthropoda; Insecta; Diptera; Cecidomyiidae
Product: integrin alpha-PS3-like
Exons: 10
Coding region: 423-3872 (1149 amino acids)
Biological process (GO): cell-matrix adhesion; integrin-mediated signaling pathway; cell adhesion mediated by integrin
Cellular component (GO): external side of plasma membrane; integrin complex
Molecular function (GO): integrin binding
Source: RefSeq, a predicted model, not a curated record